AUGUGCUGGCAAAUACGGUUCCCAGCCUUACACAAGAAGCAGAUUGCACCACUAUUAUCAACUGCAAAACAACUUCAACUACAACUACAACUUCAACGUCGACGUCGACGUCGACGUCAAAAACCACUACAACAAUUACACCCACCGAAUGCCCGUCAUGCACUCCAUGCCCUUCAUGCGCAACACCGACAAGCUACGGUUCAAGAUUGGACGUCCUUUAAGCUUGAGUGGACGGAGAAGUCCAAGAAACCUAAAAACCCGGAGUCCUACGUGUUGACCCCGUCAUUUGAUUCCCCGACUAUCCUAACCAUCACUGGUGACCAGCACGUAUAUGAGCAGUUUACAGUCUAUCUGGUCAACACUCUCCUUGGAAAAACCUCUGACAUUCCGUCUUCUCUAAGCCUGGGAGAAGAUGACUGUGGCAAAGAUGCGAACGAAUGCAUGAAGAAAGGAUGGUCCCAUGGCACAUUCAAAAUCCCAGAAGGACAGCAAACUAUUCUCAUCUCAUGGGAGAACUCAGGGCGAAGACCUGAUGUCCAGCAGACCUGGAAUCACGGUACUGGCCAGUAUAGGUUUGAUAAGGCCGUUCCGUGUGAACAGGAAAAUGACGAGCAGAAGAACCAGGAGAAGCUCAAAGCUAUGGGUAAAUAA
This is a messenger RNA of Penicillium mononematosum, 651 nucleotides long. RefSeq lists its product as uncharacterized. Lineage: Eukaryota; Fungi; Ascomycota; Eurotiomycetes; Eurotiales; Aspergillaceae. Bases 1 to 651 code for a protein of 216 amino acids. The record is from RefSeq and is a predicted model, not a curated record. The transcript is spliced from 3 exons.